ACACCUGUGUUGCAAGACUCGAGCCACCUUCUCCUCGUCUCCAAUUCCUCAUCCUCCCCAUCGAAUCAGAGCGAAAACCCUAGCUUCCAAUGCCUCCAGCGGGGAUGGCCCCAUCCGCCGCGGACGAGUCGAGCUCUCCGGCGCCCGCCGUCACCGAGGGAGAGACCCCAGGGGGGGUGGUGGCGGCCGGUGUUGGGGGUGCGAUUGAGGAAGGUGCCGAGGGCAAUGCGAUGGAGGUAGAAUCUGGAGCUGCGGCUGCGGUUGAGGAGUUCGGGGAGGAGCCUGAGGAGGCCACGGGGGUGGAGCUCGAUGACGAGGAGGCGGAGGAGGGUGAGGGGGAUGCGGGGGAGGAGGAAGAGGAGGCUGCGGAGGAUUUGGAUGAAGCGGUUAAGAAGGGCGGCGAUGAGGAGACCGUGAUGGAGCCACUGGCAGUGGUGAAGCCCGGGGAGGCGCAGGAGAACGCCGAAGAGCCCCGGGAGAAAGAGGGAGAGGAGGAUGAACCAAGUGAGAUGGAUGUGGAAUCCAAGGAAGCGGCAUCGGAGAAGGAAGGCGAGGGGAUUGCAGAUGACGCCAUGAAGGCCAUCGUAGAGGGAUCCGCAGUACACGACAUGAACGAAUUACCCAAAGAGGAACCUGGAGAAUUCGGAGGUGAUGGUAAACAUGGAGACAACAAUCAGGAUGGAGUUGCUGACCAAUCAAACAACAAUGGUGAUGCUGGUGGAAGUGGAAAUUGUGAUGCGCAGAAUGGUGAACUUGCUGGAGACCUUGAAAUAUUUGUUGAUGAAUUGCCUAAAGAUUGUGUUGAGGAAGACUUUGCAAUGGUCUUUUCACAAUGCGGGGAGAUCAAAUCUGUUAGGAUAAUUAAAAACCCAUCAACCGAAAAGAGCAAAGACAUUGCUUUUGUUUGUUACGCAAACAUUGAAGCUGCAAAGAAGGCUCUUGCUGAAUUUAAGGAGGGAAUUGAGGUAAAAGGCAAAAACAUUAGGGUAUCCGCUUGUCAAGAUCAUAAUACCCUUUACCUGGGAAACAUCUGCAAGAGCUGGACAAAAGACCAGGUGCUGAACACCUUAAAAAGUAUGGGAAUUGGACAGCUUGAGGUGAACUUGCGCACUGAUAAAAAGGGAAGAAACAGAGGGUUUGCUUUUCUUGAAUUUGCCUCUCAUUACUAUGCCAGAGCUGCAUUUCAUCAGUUAAUGAGACCAGAUGCUAUUUUUGGCAUUGAUAGAAGCGUGAAAGUAUCUUUUGCUCGAACACGCACAGAACCCAGUGAGGAGUUUCUUAUGGAGGUUAAAACAGUAUACCUGGAGCAUGUUCCUCUUUCUUGGGAUGAGGGGAAAAUCAAAGAAUGUUGUGAAGGAUAUGGAAAUAUUCAGAAUGUUAACCUUUUCCAGAUAUCAAACAACACAGAGAAGAAUUUUUUUUCUUUUGUUGAAUUCUCAUCCAGCAAGAGUGCAUUAGCUUGUGUGGAAGGAAUAAACAGUGCAAAGAUUGUUGAUGGAGGCUUUAAGUUGUCUGCAAGUCUUGCUCGGCCUAAAGGUGAGUUUAAGAUCAAUAGUGGAGCAGCUUCGGAAGAUGCUAACACAUCUAAGAAGAAAAAAGAUCAUACAGAGGAGGAUGUUGUAAAGAAUUCACCACAUAAGCCAGAAGGUAGUAAGAGAAAACUAACCUCUCGGACAAAGGGGGUUGCCGUGAAGAGAUCACCAAAUAAUCUGCCAAAAGGUAAUCAGAGCAAGCUAUUCUCUCAAGGUGCUGCAGAAGUACCGCAGUCAUCCAACCCUCCUAAAGGGAAAAUGACAGUUGUACAGAAUAAAAAUACCUCUAUAAACCAAAGACCAUCGAGGAAACCCCGGAGUAAUCGUAAUGUUGAUGAGAGCAAGCGAACCUUUCAAGGUGCUGCAGAAGUACUGCAAACAUCCAACUGUUCUAGAGGGAAAAGGAAAGCUGGAAAAAAUAGAAAUGCCUAUACAAACGAAAGGCCAUCAAAGAAAGCACAAAAUAAUCGUAAUGUUCUGACAGUACCUUCCAACACAACAUAUCUUGGUGGUUAUGCUAGGGGUACAGGGCAACCUGCAGGACCUCAAUAUGCACCUAAUUCUCAAGGUCACCCCAGUGUGCGUGCGACUUCAAGAUCUAAAGCAUAUGCCUCUGAUCUGGAACCUCAUGCUGGGUACAUCCCUCCUACAAAUCGAGUUCGCAGCACCCAUGCGGAUGAUCGCCAGAGAAAUGCACAGUACACUAUCCAUCAGACAGACGUUCCUCUUUAUGCUAGAGAAACGGUAGAUGCACACCCAGCCUAUUCUGGCUACACAAGCCAUGCUAUCUCUCAGGCUGGAUACGCCUAUGUCUACCCACCCGUUCCACCUCGAAGUGGAUCUUAUUACCCAGGAAGUGGUCUGUUCAUCCCUCGAAGAGGAGAUUACUGAGAUAAAAAUGCGACUCCAUGAUUCCAUUUGAUCCCAAUGAUAACAGAAGCAGUUCCCGUUGCUUGUUAAAGAUGACUGCUUUUACGCUAGUCGUUAAAUGCUUCAGGAGCGUGUGCUGUGUGUUUGUGUAGAUAGCGUUAAUACUUCACUAGAUGUAUGCCGCUGAGAUGGCCAGAUGGAAUGGUGAAAGGUACUUGGCAUGAAUGCUGUUAGUACUCGCCUGUUAUCAACCCAACAUGCACAGGAGAUUGUUGUGCGACCGUAGAGUAUAAGCAUGUUUGGAUACGCAUCUCAAAAUCUGCACUUAUUUGAUGUACUAAAGCACCCCUAUAAAAUGUCUUGUAUACAACCAUGUUUAGAUCAGAA
Messenger RNA from Phragmites australis (common reed), 2789 nucleotides. RefSeq names its product heterogeneous nuclear ribonucleoprotein Q-like. Bases 90 to 2423 code for a protein of 777 amino acids. The transcript is spliced from 12 exons. Gene Ontology annotation, cellular component: nucleus. Gene Ontology annotation, molecular function: mRNA binding. NCBI's taxonomy places the organism in Eukaryota, Viridiplantae, Streptophyta, Magnoliopsida, Poales, Poaceae. The record is from RefSeq and is a predicted model, not a curated record.